Messenger RNA from Gambusia affinis (western mosquitofish), 948 nucleotides. RefSeq names its product olfactory receptor 11A1-like. Gene Ontology annotation, molecular function: olfactory receptor activity; G protein-coupled receptor activity. The record is from RefSeq and is a predicted model, not a curated record. The coding region runs from base 1 to 948 and encodes 315 amino acids. Gene Ontology annotation, biological process: G protein-coupled receptor signaling pathway. Gene Ontology annotation, cellular component: membrane. NCBI's taxonomy places the organism in Eukaryota, Metazoa, Chordata, Actinopteri, Cyprinodontiformes, Poeciliidae. The transcript has a single exon.
AUGGAUGCUGCGGCCGGUGAGCUAAACGCUACGUACAUUACCUUGGGCGGGCACGUAGAGCUGCACAGGUACAGGUUUCUGUACUUCGCCGUCAUGUUCGUCGUGUACGUUCUGAUCAUCUGCAGUAACUCCGCCAUCUUGGGCCUCAUCUGGGUCCAGAAGAGCCUCCACGAGCCCAUGUACGUCUUCAUCGCGGCCUUGCUCUUCAACUCGCUCCUCUUCAGCGCCACCAUCUACCCGAAACUCCUGGCGGACUUUCUGUCCGACGAGCAGACCACGUCUCUGUCUCUGUGCAAUCUGCAGAGCUUCACCUACUACUCCCUGUGCGGCGCCGAGUUCCUGCUGCUGUCGGCCAUGGCGUACGACCGGUACGUGUCCAUAUGCAGGCCCCUGCAGUACCAGGCCACCAUGAGGACGCCCACCGUGGCCGCCCUGCUGGCUCUGGCGUGGCUCCUGCCCGCCUGUCAGCUCGUGCCGUCGCUUUUCAUCAGCAGGGGCUACAAGCUGUGCCACUCGACUCUAAACGGGAUUUUCUGCAACAACGCCAUCUCCCGGCUUUUCUGCAUGGACUCCAGAGCGCCGUACAUCACGUACGGCGCGUUCAUCGCGCUGAACACCAUCGUUUUGCCCAUGCUUUUCAUCCUGUUCACCUACACAAAGAUACUGAUCAUUUCCUUAAGAGGCUCUGGACAUAUGAGGAGGAAAGCGGCGAAGACGUGUUCCCCUCACCUGCUGGUCCUGAUCAGCUUCUCCUGCCUGUGUUCGUACGACGUCGUCGUGGCCCGGCUGGAGGUCGACCUGGACAGGACGGCGCGGUUCGUCAUGACUUUGCAGGUGGUGUUGUAUCAUCCCCUCUUCAACCCCGUCAUCUACGGCUUGAAGAUGGAAAAAAUCCACAGACUCCUCAGAAUGGUUUUGUGUCACGACAAACGCAAGGUGGACGUCUGA